AUGUCGCUGGAAGAGGACAAAAUGCAAAAUGAUAACGAACUCAAGGAAGGGGAGCAGUGUGAAGAGAGAAAGGGGCGUAGUCGAGGUGAUCGUGAUAACACCAACCUCACAAGAAGCAGAAGCAGGAGUCGGAGCAGGAGCAGGAGCAGGAUAAAAACUUUCAUCGGUUCUCUUUACACGCCCUUGAAAAGUGUGAGCAAAGAGCUUAAAAAUGCUCUAAUAACGUCUGCUCAAAGUUAUAACAAACUGAAGAAAGAUGAACAGUGUGAAGAGAGAAAGGGACCUAGUCAUGGUGAUGCCGAUAACAACAGUUUUGCUAGAAGCAGAAGCAGAAGCAGGAGUCGGAGCAGGAUAAAAGCUUUCAUCGGCUCUCUUUACAUGCCCUUGAAAAGUGUGAGCAAAGAGCUUAAAAAUGCUGUAAUAACGUCAGCUCAAAGUUAUAGCAAACAGAAGAAAAAUGAACAGUGCGAAGAGAGAAAGGAACCUAGUCAUGGUGAUGGCGAUAACAACAGCCUCGGUAGAAGCAGAAGCAGGUUCUGGAGCAGGAGCAGAAUUAAGACUCUCAUCGGCUAUCUUUACACGCCCAUGAAAAGCUUGGGCAAAGAGUUAAAGAAUGCUGCAAUAACGUCAGCUCAAAUAUACUGCUACACAUGGGCAUUUUACUACCAUUUCCUCCUCCACUCAUUGGGAAGCGCCUUACCACCGCCACCAAUAUACAUCACCGAGAUCAACGAGCUCGUGCUCAAUCUCAAUGGAGAGCCUGUUACGCAAGCGGAUAAUGACCCUUGCUUAACUUGUAAGGAAGAUUUUCAGUCAAAUGAAGAAAUGGGUAUGAUGCUGCCUUGUGGACACAGAUUUCACGGUCACUGUAUUUCCAAAUGGUUGGAGAAUAAUAAUUGCUGCCCACUGUGUAGAUUCAUCUUACACGACUCUAAUGGCACGAUGUCAUCACCAAAUCAAAACCAGAAGAGCAAUGAUGAAGGCACAAGUAUUCAAACCUUUAAUAUAGAAAGCCAAAAUAUAAUUCAAUUAGAUUUGUAUCCUGAACAUUAUAAUAUUUGA
Cryptomeria japonica (Japanese cedar) is the source of this 1062-nucleotide messenger RNA. RefSeq lists its product as uncharacterized. NCBI's taxonomy places the organism in Eukaryota, Viridiplantae, Streptophyta, Pinopsida, Cupressales, Cupressaceae. The coding region runs from base 1 to 1062 and encodes 353 amino acids. The record is from RefSeq and is a predicted model, not a curated record. The transcript has a single exon.